AACUUUAGGUUAUGGGCCUCGCGAGUUUUAGUCACGUGACUGCCGAUGUUAACGCGACCUCUAUGCGCGAUCGUCUGACAUUUUGCGACGGCAACUGUACGACAUAGUGGGUGCUCCGUCGUGUUUUGUAUUUUCGAGUAUACUCUAUCGACAGUGUGGUGAUACGACUUGACGAUUAGUGUGACCCUCAUGGGGGUGGACAAGAUGUAGAUCGACGUCGUCUUUCCUCGUUAAAGACAUUGCCGAUGAAGGGGAACGACUGUGGAAGAAGGAACAGUACAGGUCGCGACUUUUCUUAUAACGCGUAUCGAUCUUUCGCAAGCGAUGCAUCUCCCUUGCCUGUCGUCCUAUGUUUAUAAACUGUUGACCUUGCCUGAAGAAGAUCGGUGAAACAUUCUCGAUCGCCGAAUUAUCACGAUCAAGAAUGGAAAUCGUCGGCGACUACGAGUACCACACGAAAGAUCUGAUAGGCCACGGCGCAUUCGCCGUAGUCUUCAGGGGUAGACAUCGUAAAAAACUAAAUUUUAUAGUGGCAAUCAAAAGUAUCACCAAAAAGAGUCUGGCAAAGUCACAGAAUUUGCUUGGAAAGGAAAUCAAGAUUUUAAAGGAACUAACAGAAUUGCAUCAUGAAAAUGUUGUAGCAUUAUUGGACUGCAAGGAGUCUAAUCAUAAUGUCUUCCUGGUUAUGGAGUAUUGUAAUGGUGGGGACUUAGCCGAUUAUUUAAGUGCAAAAGGUACUCUUUCCGAAGAUACUAUCAGAGUGUUUUUGAAGCAAUUAGCAGGUGCAAUGAAAGCACUACAUGCCAAAGGUGUAGUCCACAGGGAUCUUAAGCCACAAAAUAUUUUGCUCAGUCACAAUUGUGGUAAAGCUUGUCCACAACCUCAUCAGAUAACAUUAAAAAUUGCGGAUUUUGGUUUUGCUAGGUUUUUACAAGAUGGUGUUAUGGCUGCCACUUUAUGUGGAUCGCCGAUGUAUAUGGCACCCGAAGUUAUAAUGUCGCUUCAGUACGAUGCAAAAGCAGAUCUCUGGUCUCUAGGGACAAUAGUUUUUCAGUGUCUUACUGGAAAAGCACCGUUUCAAGCUCACACACCUCAAGCUUUGAAAUUGUUUUACGAAAAAAAUGCAAAUCUCGGACCCAAAAUUCCGCCUGGAACAUCACCCGAACUUUCGGAUCUUUUGAUGGGUCUUUUACGACGCAAUGCCAGAGAUCGUAUGCCUUUCGAUGAAUUUUUUGGACAUCCUUUCCUCCAAGGUUCCAGAGAAAGUCCGAGUCCAGUUCCUGCUGAACUACCUGCUUCCCCGGGAACGCUAGCAGUUCCAGAAGGAGGUCCGGCUGUUAUAAGAUCAGAGCCGGAGACAACUAGUCCGUGUUCCAGUCCUGAGGAUGACUUUGUACUUGUGCCAAGUGAUCUCAGUAGUGACACAGACAAUAAUCCUAACACGCAACAAGUUAAAUAUGUUAAACAAACAAGCAGAGAGGCGGUAAGUCCACCAAGACCAUGCUUUCUUCCCAUUUCGGAACCAAUUCCCGUUCCAUCCCAGAAAAGCAUUGCACAGCCGUCGUCUCCUUGUACCAAUACAAGGUCUGGAAGUAGCGUCGUUCCACGAUCUCAACCUAUCAGUAUGAAACGCGGUGUGGAUUCCCAUAGAAGUCAUGCUCCUGACAUCGGUUCCCUUAGUCCACCUAGCGUUCAAUUUGUCAUUGGUACACCACCCAGCAGAAGAUUAAGCGAAACACCUCCACCCCCAAAUACGUGGCAAGUGAGUCCUGUUGCGAGACAUUCGCAUACUUCCAGUGGUACGUCACCGUUACGACGUUCAACUGGAAAUAAUAGCGCAUCGUCGCCGUUACUGACAGGACCCUUGGCAGUAUUGGGUUCACCUACGUCGAGAGCAUUUCAAGAUAACAACAACACAUUGAGGCAUUCGCCCGUUAUUCCCUUCGGUACAAGAGCCGUUACUCUUCCUGAGAUAUCUGAAGCAGGAAGUUUCCAAAAUCUUCUACCAGACAUUAAUCCUACGAUAACAGAUGAUCGUCCAUUGACGUUCAUUGCGCCCGAGCUCCCAGAGGAAACACUAUUGGAACGAGAACACAACGAAAUAUUAGCGAAGUUAAACUUUGUUGUUGCAUUGUGCGAAUGUGUAUGUGAAGUAGCGAGGACAAGAGCAGGUCCGUUGGGCGCGCCUUUAGGUGGCAUCGAACAAGCGAGCAAUGCCGUGACGAGAAGAAGAGCCGAACAAGUAAUUCUACUCGUUAGAGCUCUUCAGUGGCUUAGUUCUGGAUUAAGUCUUGCGAUUCAACAGCUGAAGGCUGGCAGAUUACAACCAACUGCGAACGUUAAAGAAGUUGUGAAUACAAUGAAUGAGAAAUUCAAAUCGUGCCUCUCAGAAUGUAAGCAGCUCAAUAGCGCUGGGCUUCUCCAUCAGACAGGAGCCACAGCAGAUAAAAUCCUCUACAACCAUGCCAUACAAAUGUGUCAGUCAGCAGCACUCGACGAAUUAUUCGGUAAUCCUGCAGAAUGUUUCCAACGCUACCAUACAGCGCAGAUAUUGUUGCAUUCUUUAUCACAGCAUGUCAGUCACAGUCAAGAUAGAGCUCUCCUUAUUAAAUACAAAGAUGCCGUUGAGAAACGUUUGUACGUUCUUCAGCAACAAGGUUACAUUUAUGCAACAGAUCCUACAUAGCACUCGUGAAAAACGGCAGCAGAGUGCAGCGACCCGCCCGAACCCGUACCGUAUUCGAUAUCUCUCUUGUGUAAGAUAUUCUGCCCUAUUCUGUAUAAAAGAUGUUAAUUCAUUGAUCAUACUACAAAGAUAACAUUGUAGAAAUAAAAACAAAACUAAGAUUUAAGCGUAAUAUAGUAAACUUUGUUAGAUCUACGCAGAAUAGGGUAGAUUAUCCCAUGAGAAUACAAAAGUGAUUCUUUACAGGUUUCUUUAUAUGAUUUUAUUAAUGAUGCGAAUUAUGAUUAUAUAUGUAAUAUAUAUAUUAUAUGUGUAUAAUAUAUAUAUUAUGUGUGUAUAAUAUAUAUUGUAAUGUACGUAUGGUUGAUUAACUAACCUUUAUUUCAUAUCAAAUAAUAAAAACAUGUAUACUAACAGCA
Molecule: messenger RNA, 3105 nt
Organism: Hylaeus anthracinus
Lineage: Eukaryota; Metazoa; Arthropoda; Insecta; Hymenoptera; Colletidae
Gene: Atg1
Product: serine/threonine-protein kinase unc-51
Exons: 13
Coding region: 425-2686 (753 amino acids)
Biological process (GO): autophagy; protein autophosphorylation; peptidyl-serine phosphorylation
Cellular component (GO): cytoplasm; autophagosome
Molecular function (GO): ATP binding; protein serine/threonine kinase activity
Source: RefSeq, a predicted model, not a curated record